UUUCUCUGGUUGAGUGUGUGAGUGAGUGAUGUCUCCGCCAUUGAAAUUCAUUUUAGCCGAGUAUUGAAAUAGGUUGUACCUUUAAAUAAUCGGCAAAAAUCUUCAUCAUCUUUCUUCUUUUGCUUAUUCUAUUCAGUCAUAUUCCGUGCACAAACAUUAUAUCCGAUGGCAGACAGAGACACAGAUGAGUUAAACAUCGAUAACGUAAUAAAAAAAUUACUAAAAGUACGGGGCGAGAAGCCUGGUAUGAAUGUUCAGUUAACAGAAAUAGAGAUCAAAGGGCUAUGCUUAAAAUCGCGGGAAAUUUUCUUGUCACAACCAAUAUUACUUGAACUUGAAGCACCACUAAAAAUAUGUGGUGAUAUUCACGGACAGUACUAUGACUUGUUAAGGCUAUUUGAGUAUGGUGGUUUCCCUCCAGAGUCUAAUUACCUGUUUCUCGGAGACUAUGUAGACCGUGGCAAACAGUCAUUGGAAACGAUAUGCUUGCUGCUGGCAUACAAAAUAAAGUACCCAGAGAACUUCUUCCUUUUACGGGGCAACCAUGAGUGCGCUAGCAUAAAUAGGAUUUAUGGGUUUUACGAUGAGUGCAAACGGAGGUAUAACAUCAAGUUAUGGAAAACAUUCACAGACUGCUUCAAUUGCCUACCUGUAGCGGCGAUAGUGGAUGAAAAGAUCUUCUGCUGUCAUGGUGGUCUGUCACCGGACCUCCAAGCGAUGGAACAGAUCCGGCGGAUCAUGCGGCCCACAGACGUGCCCGACCAGGGGCUGCUGUGCGACCUGCUGUGGUCAGAUCCGGACAAAGACACCGCCGGUUGGGGCGAGAACGACCGCGGCGUCAGCUUCACCUUCGGCACUGAGGUGGUCGGCAAGUUCUUAUCGAAGCACGAGUUUGACCUGAUCUGCCGCGCACACCAGGUAGUGGAGGACGGUUACGAGUUCUUCGCCAAGCGGCAAUUGGUCACACUGUUUUCAGCGCCCAACUACUGCGGCGAAUUUGAUAACGCAGGUGCGCUGAUGUCGGUGGACGAGACGCUGAUGUGCUCGUUCCAGAUCCUGAAGCCGGCGGACAAGCGCAAGCUCUACUCGGGCCUGAACAUGGGCCGCCCCAACACGCCGCCGCGCGCGCAGCCCAAGAACAAGAAGAAAGACAUCUGAAGCAGUUGCUUUGAAAGUUAGUGGCUCCGUUCCGCUGCGUCGAGUUGAGAGACUUCAACGACUUGCAUGGAAACCCAUAACUAAGCACCACACAACCUACCAUACUUUUGUACCCAGCCGUACCCAGUUUGUACGCUAAAACAUACCAAAACUCCAUAAACCUUAUCCAUGAAUAUAUAAUGCUAUGUUUUAGCAUCUACGACUCUAUAACCAGCGAGGCUUAACAGUGAAUUUAUUUAAAAAAAAAGUCUUGACAGAUAAAGCUUUCCGCUUAAAUUAGUAGCUUUUUCUGACGUGUGGCAACACUGCAGCAUAGAAACGACGACGCCGCGACGUCCUUGAUUUUAUCGAUAUGUCGCUAGUGAUGUAACUUCGGCCGCGCUGCGUUAAAGGGUCGCUUCUGUAUUCAUUUUUAUUUUUAAAUGUAAACGGACGUGAUUUUUGUAUGAUUUUAUAAAUUAUGAUGAUGAAAUUUUUUUUCGCAAUCUAGUAUUAUUAUUCGAUGGCGAUUGCCGCUCUCUCUCACUCUCGUGGUUCGCGGCCGCCGCUCACUGUAACAAUUGCUGGACAAUUAUGUUCAGGUGCUAUUUAUACGGGCUAUACUUAAUUUCGACUUCGAGUACAAAUUAAGUCGCGUAAUUAUUAAUGUAAAAUUUCAUUAUUUCCUUGAUAAUUUUGCAACUGAACAUUUUAGAAUAAUUAUUAUUAAAUUAGAUCCGGAAUUUAUGAAUAGUGGGAACUCAAAUGCGACUUUGGAGUCUUUAAUAUUGGUUGCCCGUGUGAUUGCACCUUUACGACAAGAGUGCGCGGCGUUCACAUGCAAAUUUGAUCAUCUUUGUAAACAAAACACCGUGGUUUUUAGGCGACGUUCUAGUCGCAUAUGGGCUAAGAUUGGAUGUGACAGAGGUUUGUUGGAACAACUAUUCCUUGUGGCAGUUUCGAUAACAUAUAACGAUUGUAAAUUGGAUAUAUUGUGUCGAUAUUUUUUGAUGACACCUGCUCAAUAUGUGGCAGAAUAAAAAAUACUACAAAAUAGUUCGUUUAUGGGUACUGUGUAUUCUAUUCGUCUUUCUCGAUAACUUACACUCUGUAUAGAAUUUAUGUAUUGAUAACGUAACUUGCGAAGCUGUUUACUUUUCGUUUAAUUGAAUUUAAGAGACAGCUCAGUAUAACAUUAUUUGUUUAUAUAAAACAGUACUCUUAUUUAUAUAAGUCUCAAGUCUAUUUAAACACAACAUCUGUCACAUUCCCAACGUCGAUUUCAGCCAUUUUUAUUGUAAGUUUAAACUGCCAGUGUUGCAUGUAGUAAUUAUUAUAUUUUUUAUCUUAAAUUUUUUUUAAGUGACAGUUUCAGCUCCGGGGUACCCUUUGAGCAUAUAAAUAAGGAUGAAUGCUAAGAAUGCUGCAAAAAAUAAAUAUAAAAUAUAACUGGAAUGUGAGCGUGUCCUGUCUGUGUAAUGUACGUUUGCUCUUCUGUAUGCUUGUGUUGCAUUCGAUAUCCAAACAAGUUCUAAAUGUAAGAGAGUGCGGUUUCAACAUUAGAGGUGGGACAUUACGCAACGAUUGAUCUACGAUUAUCGAUAAAAUUGACAAAUUGAAGAAGUGCCGUUACAAAGUUCACGUUUAAUGUUAAAACCGCGCAAUUUAUUAGUAUAAUGACAGAAAAUUGUAAUUGAUAAUAUUGGAAGUAAAUUAAAAAACUCCUCUUUAUAGUAAGUAAAGUAGUAAGCAUAAAAUAUUGUAAACGAUGCGUAGUGUGUUGUAUGAGAACAAAAUAAUUGUAAAAAAAAAACACCGUCCCCGUAGUAGGCCGGGCGUAGGAUAGUCACCAUGUAAUUUGCUUAAUUACCUAAGCGAUUUUGAACCUUAUGCGACUUAUAUGUAAGUUAUAAUCAGUACAGACGAGUAAGGUAUACAUUCGGACUUUUGUUUUGUCUUCAACGCCAUUAGUUGCCAAAUUAAGAUUAAAAAUGUCGAAUCAGAGAGGAAUAAUAUCGCAGCGGUGAGACGCAAGAGGUGAUCUUUAGUUAGACGAUCGCUACCUACAUAUGUACAGUGGCCGACGGCCGCGGUCAUACACAUAAUGAUGAUUAUUAAUUGUAUGAACAAGAUUAUUGUAUAUUGAUUUCGUAAAUAAAAUACUUUCUG
Molecule: messenger RNA, 3306 nt
Organism: Diatraea saccharalis (sugarcane borer)
Lineage: Eukaryota; Metazoa; Arthropoda; Insecta; Lepidoptera; Crambidae
Source: the annotation of a GenBank genome assembly